AAUCCGGUACUGUACUGUACAUUAUUAUAGCUUACAAAGGAAUGAUAGCUAUACAAAAUAACAUAGUAUACUUCAACUGAUUUGGAAGACCUAUGAUUUAACACACUCGGGGUACUGUUGUUUCAUCUUCGUCACUUGUCCGCUUAUUAACUGGUUACGAAAUCCAGCCCAAUUAUUUCAACGAAAAAUAAAGGAAUUAUAUUAUAAAAGAAAACGUACCAUAUGUCUGUAGUUCAAGCGACCCGUUGAACAAUAACACAAACAAGGAUGAAAAUUCUUCAGCAUUUAUGGAAGUAUCACCAAAGAGGAGUGAUCUUUGCAGAUUUAAGGUACCUGAAUACCUACAGCACUGAAAAAUUCCCAAGUUCAGAAGAAAAGCUUUCACAUGCUUAUUUACCAAAGUCAUAUUUAAAUACGGGAUCUGUAUAUGUUCACUGGCCAUAUUGCAGACAGAGGUGUUCAUAUUGCAAUUUUGUCAAGUUUAUCCCCCACCCAAAUUCACAUUGGACUAUUCAAGAUAACAUACUUGAAGAUGCCAUGGUUAAGGAGUUACAGCACAACCUUCAGCACUCACACAUUUCUUCUGUACAAUCCGUCUUUUUUGGUGGUGGUACACCGUCCCUUGCAAGACCACAUAUGGUUGAGAAAGUCUUGGCAGCAAUUGAGGAAGUAUGUCAUUUAGAAGAAAAUGCUGAAAUAACACUUGAAGGAAAUCCUACUUCCUUAGAAACAAAGAAGCUGAAAGACUUCAGAGCUGUUAAGGGCAUCAAUAGGGUUUCCAUUGGUGUACAGGCCCUUGAUGAGUCUUCCUUAAGGUUGCUGAAUCGUGACCACAGCAUCAAAGAGGCUAUGCAGUGUAUUCAUGUUGCCAAACAACUUUUUCCAGGCCGAAUGUCCAUAGAUCUAAUUUUUGGAAGACCUGCCCAGACAACACAAAGUUGGGCACAGGAGCUGGAGAAGGUGUUGAGUUUCUGUGAUGACCAUAUUUCACUGUAUCAGCUGACAGUGGAGCGUGGAACUAAGUUGUUUUGUCAAGUUAAAUCGGGGGAGGUAAUAAUGCCAAGUACAGACCAAAUGGCAGACUUAUAUGAAGUAGCAGUGUCCUUGCUCGACAGUUCAGGUUUCACGAGAUAUGAGGUCUCUAAUUUUGCCCGAGGGUAUUUGGCAGAGUGUGUUCACAACAAAUCCUAUUGGCAGGGUUUACAAUAUAUUGGUGUAGGUCCUGGUGCUCAUAGCCGUGUAGUUCCAAAAACUAUAAGUGAAAAUAAUAGUGUUGAUAAUCUUUGUAUUAGUAAGUUUUCCAGAAAGGAAACACAUUUUAAUAACUCUAGGAAUAAUGAAUUGCAUUCACUUCAAAAUAACAAUUGCCUUUCAAAAAAUGAUUAUAAUAACUAUACAGUUCGUGAAGCAAGAGUCAAUGCUGCAGAUCCAGCAAACUGGUUACGAGAAGUGACACUGAAUGGAUCUGGGGUACGUAAAAUUACACCACAAACAAUGUUUGAUGUAAUCUGCGAGUAUGUAGCGUCUGGAUUAAGGACAAACACAGGAAUUACUGCUGAAACCUGGAAUAUAUUGCUACCCCACAUUACCCUUUGGGAAGCAUUUCAUGAAAGUACUGUUUGGCUUCAAGAAAAUAAGUUGCUGCAAGUGUCCAGUGAAAGGGUAAAAGCUACAAGACAGGGAUUAAAUGUGUUAGAUUCUAUCCUUCCAUAUUUAUUAAAUAUAUUGGAAGAAAAAUUUACAAAAUUUGAUUAGAUGUGUACAAACUUUUGUUAACAAGCAGAUAUAUCAGUAAUAAAAAUAAAGAUCUCAUUCUGGCACAAAA
Messenger RNA from Homarus americanus (American lobster), 1825 nucleotides. Its product is annotated as radical S-adenosyl methionine domain-containing protein 1, mitochondrial-like. Lineage: Eukaryota; Metazoa; Arthropoda; Malacostraca; Decapoda; Nephropidae. Gene Ontology annotation, biological process: porphyrin-containing compound biosynthetic process. The record is from RefSeq and is a predicted model, not a curated record. Gene Ontology annotation, molecular function: coproporphyrinogen oxidase activity; 4 iron, 4 sulfur cluster binding. The transcript is spliced from 7 exons. The coding region runs from base 268 to 1755 and encodes 495 amino acids. Gene Ontology annotation, cellular component: cytoplasm.